AUGACGACCACAACGGAAAAAGAAGAAGAAGGUCUUAGUUCUCCUAAACACGAUGAGAAAACGAAAACCUCUUCGGCCACCCCCUGCAAAGCUGCAGUAACAACCCCUGCCCCCACAAAUGCUAUUAAUCUUUCUUCUAAUAACACACCCCGGUCUAUGUAUCCUCCUCUCAGUUGUACUUCAACUGUCGGCCCGACAAACACAUCUACUACUACUACUACUACUACCACCACCACGGGCUUUGAAAAUAAUAAUAAUAGUGGUGGUGGUGGAAGGGAAGGCCGCUCAAGUACUAAUGGUAGCGGCGGUCUAUCGGUAAGUUCUGUUGUACCCCCCAGCUCAACGGCUGUACCGAGCAGUGACCUAGGAUCAGGUUCUAUUGCUGCUUCUACUACAGAUAUUGAUACUACCCGUGCCAUUGAUACUACGACUGCGAACGGUGGUGGUAGCAGAAAACCUGCUGCCAUGGCCAACAGAUCCUCUACUUCUCCCCACACAUCGACGGCGACAAAUGGUGUUGUUGUUGUUACUCCUGGAGCAGGGGGUCUGUCCGCUAUGGACGUGGCUGUGAUAGCUAAUACCACUAACGAUAUGCAGAACCGACAUUGUCAGGAAUCCGGAGAAGGGGACGAUCCCGAAGGAGGAGAAGGGUCCGAACAAGCUGAAAGCGAACCCGGGAAUAAUGGACAAAAAAAACAGCAACCACAACAAAAGCUAAAUGCCGACAGUGCAACCGUCGGCGAUAGGGGACAACCGUCUUCUUCACCAUCGUUGUUGUUGUCUUCUUCGUCGGCGGUAUCUGCUUCUUCUACGCUUUCUUCUCCAUCGUCCUCUUCUGCAGUGUUGGCGGCUGAUACCACCACAGCAACAACCUCCACAUCUGCCCUUUUACAACAAUCUACAACAAAUUCGUCUUCUUCUUCAUCCAAAGCAAAUGAAGCUGGCCCAACAACAGCAAACCCCAGGCCAACGGACGAAACCCUGGCCCAACAACAACCACAACAACAAAGCCAACAACAACAUAGUGGUAGUAUUACAUGUGCUGUGUGCGGAUCCGGCUUCAAAGAAUGUAUACCUAACUUAUUGCCCUGUCUACAUCAACUUUGCGAAGGGUGCUUGGAUAAAAUCAAGAAUGAAAACGAUACUUUCAAAUGUCCAACUUGUUCUAUGGAAUUCCCUGGAACUGCAAUCAUCAACAACGAAUUCUAUCUGGACAGCAAAAUCAGCUCCGAAGAAAAGGAAGAUGUUAGCUACACAUGCACAGCAUGUGAGGAAAGUGACCCAGCUACGUCGUACUGUGGUGACUGCGGCGAGUGGCUCUGUGCUCAGUGUGUGCAGGCCCACAAGCGGGUGCGUGUGACCAAGGACCAUACAGUUGUGACCAAGGAGGAGGCGAUACGCAACCAAAAUAUCAACAGUGAAAAGACCGUGUACUGCAAACUGCACAAGCAUGAGCCACUGAAGCUGUUUUGUGAAACUUGUGACAAAGUGACCUGUCGCGACUGCCAACUUCUCGAGCACAAGGAACACAAGUAUCUGUUUGUGCACGAGGCUUCGAACAAGGAGAAACAAAUUCUGCAACAACUGUUGAUGCGUGUAAAGGACAAACAGAAUCAGAUAAAGCAGGCUCGACACUUGCUGAAGCAACGGCACACAGACAUCCGUGAUCGAGAACAGGUGGUCGUGGACGAAAUAAAGAGCCUUGGUGAGAAGAUCACCCAGGAAGUGAUGCGUCGACUGAAGAAUGUCAUCUCUGAAUUGGAUUUUGCCUGUAGACAAAAGAAGGACCAUCUGUUUAAGUUAACAAAUGAAGUGAACUACCUGGACGACAGGACAUCCCAUUGCGUGUCUUUUGUUGAAGAAGCCAUUAAGACUGGCAGCAGUCUGUCGCUUCUCUACACUAAGAAUUUCAUGAAGAAAAACCUCAAAAAGCUGAUAGACUCCCCUCUGCGUGUACCCCACCCAAAUCACAAGGUAGACAUCCAGUUUACAUAUAACAUUGACAACUUGGUUGUUGCUAUUAAAUCACUGGGUUCGUUGCAAAUUGAUGGACGUCACUACGGCAAAAUUCCAACUGUGGUAUCUACAGACAGUGGCAAUACUUCAGCUGUGCUGACAAAGAGUGCUGCCCAGACUUUAGAUGCUCGUUAUAUGCCCUACAUUGGCCAACUGUCACCUGACAACCAUCGAAUCCUUAUGCAAAAGCUGCAUGAGAUGCAGAAAAAGCAGCAGCACCAACAACAACAACAACAGCAGCAGCACCACCAACAACAACAGCAGCAACACCACCAACAGCAGCAGCAACACCACCAACAACAACAACAGCACCACCAGCAGCAACAGCAACAACAACAGCAGCAACAACAACAGCAGCAACAGCAGCAGCAGCCAUCACUACCACCGCCCCCACCCCCUCAGCAGCCACAGAAUAACCUGCAAGGCAACAGUCAGCAGGUGAAGGCUUUAGCCAAUGGUCCCAGUAACAAUGUGUCUGCUUUGAACAACAUGGUGAAAACGAACUCUGUCUAUUAUCCACCUUCUGGUGUGCCCCCUGGCCAGUUCACUCAGCCUCAACGGACUGAAGUGAAAUCCUCCCUGAAUGCCAACACCCAAGCAGCAAAACAACGUCAGUGGGCUUCAAAGAUGUUCUUAACUCUGGCUCAAUUGCAACAAUCUCACAUACUACAGCAGAUACAAAAUCAACAACCACAGCAACAACAACAGCAGCAGCAAGCGUCUGGCACAGCAGUGAUGCAACGACCAUUAGGCCAGCAGCUGCCUCCUCGGCCUCCACCACCACUCUAUCCCAGUAAUACUCAGCAGAAACCAUCAGCCAGUGACACUUCAGUUGAGUCAAGAUCUGGAUUGAAUGGAACACUUGCAGGCUGGACUGCUACCUUAAAUAGGAUGAAAACUCCUGACAAUAUGACAGAUAAGAAUCCAUUAAUUGCUCUUCGUGGACAAGUGCAGCAUAUGACACGCAGGAGUCCUCAGACAAGCAGUGUGGACAUGUCUCCAGGUGCCCAUUCAGAUAUUAGCUCACACAGUUGGCCAGACAUGGCCAAAAAUGGAACACCACCGCCACCUCGACCAGCAAGUUCUGACUGGUAA
Molecule: messenger RNA, 3111 nt
Organism: Acanthosepion pharaonis
Lineage: Eukaryota; Metazoa; Mollusca; Cephalopoda; Sepiida; Sepiidae
Source: the annotation of a GenBank genome assembly